CGGAAGCCGGAAGCGGCGAGCGGGGCCGCGCCGGGGCGGUGCGCGCUGCGGGGCCAUGGCGGAGAAGUUCGACCACCUGGAGGAGCACCUGGAGAAGUUCGUGGAGAACAUCCGGCAGCUCGGCAUCAUCGUCAGCGACUUCCAGCCCAGCAGCCAGGCCGGGCUCAACCAGAAGCUGAACUUCAUUGUCACCGGCCUGCAGGACAUCGACAAGUGCAGGCAGCAGCUGCACGACAUCACGGUGCCUCUGGAAGUGUUCGAGUACAUAGACCAAGGCCGGAACCCGCUGCUCUACACCAGGGAGUGCCUGGAGCGCGCGCUCGCCAAGAACGAGCAGGUCAAGGGCAAGAUCGACACCAUGAAGAAAUUCAAAAGUCUGUUGAUUCAAGAACUUUCCAAAGUCUUUCCAGAAGACAUGGCCAAGUACCGGAGCAUCCGAGGGGAGGACCACCCCCCUUCCUAAGUGCGCCCCAAGGGGCUCCUGCCCUGUGGCAUCACCCUGAGCGCCGGGCAGCCCGUGGCUGCGAGCGACCCUGAAGCCGCUGUCCGGCCUCCCUCCGGCUGUCCCGGCCUCCCCAGCUCCAGGCCUGGCCUGGGGCCGGGGGCGGCAGGGUCGGAGCCUGCAGGCUGCGCCGCCCUGCCCCGGGCACGUCCGUCUGCCCGGCCACCUCCAGAGGACUGAACCCCACAGCUGUGAGUGCGAUGGUUUGGUUAUUUCCAGACAAAUUGGUCUUAGAAAUACGAUAAAGUUCCUCCUGGUAGUUUUCUUUGUUCCGUUUUAUUGUGGUGUCAAAGCUAAAAUAAAAAGAGAAACCUGGCACAGGA
Molecule: messenger RNA, 825 nt
Organism: Condylura cristata (star-nosed mole)
Lineage: Eukaryota; Metazoa; Chordata; Mammalia; Eulipotyphla; Talpidae
Gene: MED10
Product: mediator complex subunit 10
Exons: 4
Coding region: 56-463 (135 amino acids)
Biological process (GO): positive regulation of transcription by RNA polymerase II
Cellular component (GO): mediator complex; chromatin
Molecular function (GO): transcription coregulator activity
Source: RefSeq, a predicted model, not a curated record